CACGGUGGGUUCGGUGAUAAAGUCCACAGUAGAUAGCGCUGUCGAUCCUUACGACACCGGGACAGAACAGGCGGAUGUGGUUUAAUAAUCAGUCUUAACCAAGGUUGGACACAACUAGAACCGACUUUCAUUAGCCUAAAGCUGUAGAAGAUGAAGGAGGUGGCGAUUAUAGGAGCUGGGGCUAGCGGCCUUACUGCCAUCAAGUGUUGUCUAGACGAGGGACUGGUACCCACGUGCUUCGAGAGGACCGGUGACAUAGGUGGGCUAUGGAACUAUACAGACGACGUGAAGGAUGGCCAGGCAUGCGUGAUGAAGUCGACGGUGAUUAACACCAGUAAGGAGGUGAUGUGUUACAGCGACUUUCCCAUCCCGGAAGAGUUCCCUAUGUACAUGCACAACAAAUAUGUCAAGCAGUACUUCCAAAUGUACAUCACCCACUUCAAACUGGACAAAUACAUACAGUUCAAUACAGAGGUUUUGUCUAUAAAACCAGCCAAGGACUUCAACACGAGUGGACAAUGGUUGAUCUCAACCCGCGACAAGUCUAAGAAGGAAAUCACCAAGACGUUUGACGCGGUUCUGGUCUGUACUGGUCAUCAUGCCUCAGCUAACAAACCGGAUUUCCCUGGACUUUCUGAAUUCAAAGGCAGCGUCAUCCAUUCCCAUGACUACAAGCGUCCUGGGAAAUACGAAGAUAAAAGGGUUGUCGUCAUUGGAAUCGGUAAUUCCGGAGGCGACGCUGCUGUGGAACUUAGUAAUGUUGCUUCACAAGUAUUCCUCAGCACUAGACGUGGGAGUUGGGUGUUGAACCGGAUAGGGCCCAAUGGUCUUCCCAUUGACAUGGCGUUUGCAUCCAGGUUGUUAACGUUUUUGAGAACAAAUGUGAUACCGGUUGGUAUGAUGGAAUCAAUGGCACGUUCUCAAUUGAAUAAACGGUUUGAUCACGCAGCCUACUCAUUACAGCCUAAGCAUGAUGUCUUUGCACAACAUCCCACAGUAAACGAUAGCCUUCCAAACCGUAUAGCCAGUGGAUCUAUUAAAGUCAAGACGGAUAUCAAGUGCUUCACUGCAACUGGUGUCGAAUUCACAGACGGAACGAAGGAGGAGAACAUCGAUGUUGUGAUCCUUGCAACUGGCUACAUCUUCGGAUUUCCUUUCAUUGAUAAAUCCGUUAUUGAUGUACAGGACAACCGCAUAGAGUUAUUCAAAUACAUGUUCCCACCUAACCUCAAGAAGCCGACAAUUUGUGUUGUUGGAUGUGUGCAACCUAUUGGCUCCUUAAUGCCAAUCUCCGAGCUUCAGUGUCGGCUGGCUGCUAGAGUGUUCAAGGGUGACGUCACGUUGCCGUCCAGUGACGAGAUGUGGGCUGACAUCCGGCAGAAGGAAGAGGAAAUGCGACACGUUUAUGUUAAAUCAAAACGUCACACGAUACAGGUCCACUGGAUCCCGUACAUGGACGAGUUGGCCACACUUAAUGGCUGUAAACCCAACCUAGGUGUGAUGUUACUGAAGGACACAAAAUUGGCUAUGAAGUGUUUUUUCGGGCCGUGUACCCCCUACCAAUACAGACUCGAGGGGCCGGUCAAAUGGAGCGGGGCAAGAGACGCUAUACUCACACAAAUGGACCGCACAUUGAACUCCUUGAAGACGAGACCAUUGGGAUUUGAGUCCAAAAAGUCAGGAGGAGGGAAAUUAUAUGUGUUCUUGUUCAUAUUCUUUGUACUGCUGGCUAUUUUAUAUAAGCUACUAUUGUAAACAAUGUGGUUUUCGUGUUUGCUGUCUUACUUAGACCAUGUAUUUAGGAUGCAGUUGGACCAUUUGACAGAUAAUAUAUGCAUGUGGUUAGUUUGUUUAAGUGAUUUACAAGAAACGACACACCGAUAAACGCAGGGUUAAGGCAUCUUUAUUUAUGACAAUUAAACCUCGACUUUUUCUUGUUAACAUUUGCGUACGCAAAACAAUCCUUUUUCGGAUCCGUGGACUGUAUCUAUUAAUUCAUCUUCCUUAUGGAACAAUCAUUCCUUAAUUACCGCUGAAAUACAAUAUGGACUCCAUAUCGUUAAUGGAUUACGUUGUAGCUGACGUAAUUUGUAUCAAAACAUUGUCAUACUGUAAAGCCUUUAACCAAAAAACUCACAGUUUUAGUGGAGGCAAGGUGACUAUACACUGUGCUUUUUAUAGCGACUGCUCUUUUAUCUUAGAUGAAUAACAUUUUGGAACUUCCAUUAACGCAGAUCGAUCAAAACUUUACAAGAACCAUUUUGUCGCUCAGACUGGUUACAGUUGGAAGGCAUUUUAACAGGCAACCCUCUGGAAUGGCAACUUGUCCAACUCUUGAAAGGGACUCCCCUCAGGAUCAAACUGGUCAAUCUGGACUAGAGAAAUGGGUUUUGGCGUUUGGUUUACAUGUAGGGGACAUAACAUGAUAAUAUUGUUGAGUUCGUUCAAGUUCAAGGAUUUCUAAAGUAGUUAUAGGUGUAGAAAUUGCCAUGUGAACUCUUUUAUUGUUUGUUAUACAGAAUGAUAGAUUACGAUUAUAAGUACUAAGUUGUGGUCCAUAUUAAUAAGACAUGUGUAGUAAGUGAGUUCACAUUUCAGUUAUAAAACUAAGCCAAGAUUCAUUGCGCAAUAACAUGGAUAAAUGUCAACAAUGGACGUCAGCAUCGGUAUCGGUAAAAGAUUUGAAUCAAGCGCAAAUUAUAUGAAGCUGAAAGUGUUCUAAUGACGAUUCUAUUUGUUUUGUCUAUUUUGGAUAAAUAAGGUAGAAGCCAUUCAUUUACCUAAUCAUAAACAUGUUACUAUAUUUUUUAAAUAACACUGUAAAAAGACCUUGUAUUUUCUAUAGAAAUAUAACCAUUAUAUAAUAUAUAUAGAAUAGUGUUUGGUAAUGAUAUUCUUGAAUGUCUGGUUUUAGAUACGUGUAAUUGAUGCACGAGUUUAUGCAUUUUUGUUUUUGGAUUUACCCUAUGCAGAAAUUAUUCUUUUUCAGGUUAUUUGUGAUAAUUUGUAAAAACAACAAAGAAUAUGGGUAUUUUUGAAUUUUCAUUUUAGAUUGAUCAAAUGGUGACAAUAUCAGAAUUAAUACGAAUUGAUAGCACUAAACUUUUUAUACAUAAUUUUAUUUAAAUUGAAUUUAUAACGAUGGUACAAAAUUGUUUGGUUAUGCCAAGUAUACCUGAAAGACAAAGUCAGUUAAUUACUUUUGCAUACACCGCUUCACAGGUAAUGUUAUGUGUUUAUAAUCUUAACGACGGAAUCAGAAUCGUGGCAAUUCGUUUUAAAAUAUAUAAAGAAACAUGUUUACGCCACUCAUUAAUGCCGUUAGAGGAGCGAAUAAAUCACAUAUCCGUAAUGGAGCAGUUCAUGAACCGCAUGAACAUUGAUACUACUGUAGUAUAUUUGUCAACAAAAUUAAUCCGAUUUGAAUAUGACGACACAGAUCUUAUUGUCAACAGAUCAUGACUAGAACAAUUACUGUAUAUGUAUGCAUUACAUUGUAUAUAGAUAUGGUACCGUUUAUGUUUAUGGUUGGAAAUAAUAAGGAUGUAAUGAUUUCCUAUGAACAGAGAAAGCUGAAGUAUAUAUUUUAUGAUCAUAUAUAUGUGUCUGUUUAAUACUAAUUACAUUGUAUAACGUCUCAAGUUGACAUUGCUGUUUUUGUAGAUGUCUAUUACUGCUGUAUUGUUAAACAGAACGUUGAUUGUAAUAAGACAAUACUUUGUACAGAUGAUUUUCUUGUAUAUUAUACUUAACUAUUAAAUGAUAUUGUAAAUAAACAUAUUGCCG
Mizuhopecten yessoensis (Yesso scallop) is the source of this 3786-nucleotide messenger RNA. Its product is annotated as dimethylaniline monooxygenase [N-oxide-forming] 5-like. The transcript is spliced from 8 exons. The record is from RefSeq and is a predicted model, not a curated record. Lineage: Eukaryota; Metazoa; Mollusca; Bivalvia; Pectinida; Pectinidae. Bases 151 to 1755 code for a protein of 534 amino acids. Gene Ontology annotation, molecular function: N,N-dimethylaniline monooxygenase activity; NADP binding; flavin adenine dinucleotide binding.